Molecule: messenger RNA, 705 nt
Organism: Laccaria bicolor S238N-H82
Lineage: Eukaryota; Fungi; Basidiomycota; Agaricomycetes; Agaricales; Hydnangiaceae
Exons: 1
Coding region: 1-705 (234 amino acids)
Source: RefSeq, a predicted model, not a curated record
AUGAUCAACAAACGCGUACAAUUUGCUCCUACCAACAUCGUCUAUUCUCCUAUCCCAUCUACCCCUUCGCCAUGUCGCUCCACAUCAUCCUUGCCUUCAAGCCCAGACAUCCCCACACCGCCUCCCGAGUUAGAGUACUCAAUGGGCGGCGGCUACCCGCGUUCUCCAUACCCACGACAGAACGACGAGAUCUACCCCGACCAAAUUGAUCCCAAAAGCAUGCAGAUCCACUUCCUGCUUGCCUACGCUCCUUACGCGGAGCCCGCUCUCGCCUACGACCUCACCCUUCACCCAGAUUCGCUUAACGACCAGGUAGAAUUCGCCACCUUCUACGAGCCUGCCACGCAGCCUCCAAUGAGGAGCAUCCUCAUUAUCUGCCCACAACUCAAGCAGUGGGACCCCAUUGAGGUUACCGCUGCGCGCUCGAACGGCGAGUACGUUACGGUUGUCGACGUCCUCACUGCGAUAUACGACCACCUCCGCAGCGCAGUCAGCCAUUCCGAAUACGCGACCUGCACGGAGAGGCAAGCGGUAGACGCUGCGUGGCUCGCGCGGUGGAUUAGGAUCCAAGAUGCUGAGCUUAGAGCGGCGGAGAAGAUGAAGGGCGUGAAGCGGGUCGAUUUUUUGUUAGGCCAGAAUCGGUUCUUGGGUCUGUCGGGGACUUUGAGGGGCCCCGAUAUCUGGGAGCUCAAUGUUUCGCGGUGA